GGAGAAGAGUGAAAAAGGUGAAAAAUAGCCAAAUCACAGCGUUUAGAAUUUUCAAGUGCUUGUAUUUAGUGUAAUUUUCAAUGAAAAAGUGGUAUUUUCUGUUAAAAAUGGCAUUAUCGGAAGCGGGCGGACGUUAGUUCGUCGAAAAACGUUCGAGAGGUGUGUGAAUCGAGGGUUAAACAUCGGAUUUUGGGUGUUUGUAACGAUCGGGCGAGUGAAAAAUAUAAACAUUAGAAGUGAAAAAAAUAUUCAAAUAAGAUGCAAUCGCAUUACACCCUCGCCGAAGAGGAAGAUCCGGACGUGCUGGCCGAGGACAACACGCGGCCCUCGCUGCCGGAGGAUUUUCCCAACUUCCGGGACUUUCAGAUCGAAAAGAUGGUCCUGCACUUUCGCGUCGUGACGGACGGUUCCGAGCAGCGGCUCCGGCUGGGUUUCAAGUGCAAGCUGUGCCACGAAGUAUUCAACAAGACGAUGCAGCUGCUGGGCCACAUCCGGAACCACUUUGAGGACCACCACAGCUGCCGGGACUGCGGCAAGUACUUCUUCGACACGAACAAGCUUAACAUUCACAAGAGGGCCAAACACACACAGGCGCUCCGCUGCCAGCUGGGCUGCCCGAGCUACACGACGUCCAACAUCAAGUGUCUGCAGACGCACUACCUGCGGUAUCACUGCGUGAAGGUGCGCCCUCGGGAGAUGAAGAAGAUGGACGCUCUGGGGUCGCUGUUUCGCGUCAGCGAGGAUCCCGAGUCGAAGAUCCGAAUACGACGCGGUCAGCUGGCCGAUCAGCAGCGGGAUUUUUCCGAGGUCGCCGGAUUGCUGUCGGUGCAACAGCAGCAACUUCAGCAACAACAGCAGCAGCAUCAGCAGUUGGGACAGAUUCAUCUGCAGCAGGUUGUGACGGUGGCGGAAGGUGCGAGUGGUGAAGGGGAUGAAGAGGAGGACGGGGAGAAUGAAGAAGAGGUGGAAACGUCGGAAGAGCAAGGUGAUGCGGAGCCGGAGCCGGAAGAGGACGAGUUUGACGAGCUGGACGAUUACGAGCAGCCGGUUGAGUGUUGCGUUUGCGACGUGUACAUUCCGAACGAGGAGAUCCUGCGGGAACACGAGGAAGUCAGUCACGCUAGUCCGUACAGUUGUAAGAUUUGUUCGAGUGCGUUCGAACAACUGGAAGAUGCUCGCACUCACUACGAAACGCACGAGAAGGUUCCGGUUCUGCAGAGUGCGCCCCAGAUACAAACCAUAACUUUGACCCCGGGUCAGCACCUGCAGCAAGCCACCAUCCCAAUACAGCACCAACAGCAAACAAACCCGACCCCGACCAUGACCACCAUGAUCAUCAUGCACAACGGGACGCCCGUGCUGGUCCCCGUACAAACCUUCGACAGCAGCCAACUGGUCCCGGCGGCAUUCCCCUCUCACCAACCUACCCAAGCCCAACAUGCAACAGCCCCGCCAGGCACGGCCACCCUCACCCCAAUAACCACGGCCUGGCCAAUCGGCCAGUCGUUUCUACCCGUUCAAAAUCAAAUCGAAAUCAUUCCAAUCCACCAAGCGGCGGCCGCGACCGCCGGAACCGCCCCCAUCCAGAACAUCAUCAACGUGAGGCACCACGACCCGGGGGCGACGGCGACGCCCCAAGGAAUUGUCAUUACGCCCAUCGAUCAAAACUACCUGAGGCAUCAGCAGGCACUGCAAGCGCAGCUCCACCUGCAGCAACAGAUUCAACAGGCGCAACAGCAGCACCAACAACAGUAUCAACAACAGUCUUAGAAGAAGGUAGGAAAAUUGUAGAGAUUGUGCACCCGCGAAUUCAAAGUUGAGCCGCGCAUUGGCCAAAGCGUAUCAUACAAAUUCGGUUUUUAAAUAAUUAUUUGUCGUAAUUUCGGCCGUAUGACUGCUUCAUGUCAUGAUCAACGAUAAGUUAUUUUUUUAAUUUUAUUCGAAUGUUUAUCACUAGUUUUACAAUAAAUAUUAUUUUAUUAGCGAGCAAGUCAACGAAUGCACGGGGUAAUAAAAUUUGUUUUUCGUUUGUUGUAAAAAUCGUACAAA
Culex quinquefasciatus (southern house mosquito) is the source of this 2049-nucleotide messenger RNA. Its product is annotated as zinc finger protein 236. The transcript has a single exon. Bases 259 to 1770 code for a protein of 503 amino acids. NCBI's taxonomy places the organism in Eukaryota, Metazoa, Arthropoda, Insecta, Diptera, Culicidae. The record is from RefSeq and is a predicted model, not a curated record.